UGAGAAAAAAUAUUUCAAUUGAAGUCUGUUAUUUAGAGGCUUCGCAUUGUGACCAUUAAAUUGUUUUUUCUGUUCGAUUAGAUGUUUCAUUGAACCUAAAAUUUUGAAUAGUUCGGUCAAGACAUCCAUUUUUUUUCCAUCAGUUAAUUAUUGCAAAAAACUUUACGCAGUAGUGCCUAAUCAUCUGUUUCGUUGUGGUAAUUAGAACCUGAAAAAUAUACUUGGUCAUUUACUCAGAACGAAUAGGUUCAUUCCUACAAUACGUAUUACUUUUCGUACUAUGAAACCAAUGGUUACAAUAAUGAAACGAAAAAUUUCCUCCAAAUAAACGGUUUCAUUAGACCAUCCCCCCUGUUCGCACGCAACGGUCCACUUGAUACUCCCGCCAGUCCCGCCAGAAUAAUCUAGAUUUUAAUCAGAUACGCACGCGGUACGCAAAGAGGUUUAUCUUUGGUACGUGUAAAUAUAAAAGCAAGUGUAUAGACAAACUGUGAGUGGUAAUGAGUGAAAAAUUCAAAAGUAUUUUGAAAUCUUGGGGAUUGGAAUACCUCAUCCAAUUAUUUGAAGAUGAAGGUAUUGAUGAUACUGCCUUCGAUUUGCUCGAUGAGCAAACUAUGAAGGAACUUAUUCCGAAAAAAGGAAGUUUCCUCAUUUUUCGUUCAAAAUAUGAACAAUAUAAGAACAAAAAAGUUAUCGAAGACGCUUUAAAAUCAGAUAUUAUAAUUGAUUCAUUAGAAACAGCCUCAAACUCAACAUCCACUGCUCGUACAGUCACAAUAUCUGACUUGGGUACUCCGUACUAUUCAAGUGAUGUAUCCAAUGACUCCAGAUGUUUCAUUCCAGAAUUAGAUGCUAUUUUAAAUAGUGAGGAGCAAUCUAAUGAAAACGCCUGUCCUAAUUUAACACCUAUAAUGAGAGAAUCGAAAACCAAGCGACCGAGCUCCUCAUUAUUCAUCAAUUACAUGUCUUUGGAAGAUUUAUUGCGCAGUUCUACUGAAGGUAGAAUAUUAUUGGCGAAAAAACAGAAACUGACCAAUGACUCUAGACAGAAAUUAGUGAAUUUGAUAAUAGACGAGUUAAUUAACGAAUGUCUUCGAUCGAAGCAAAGAGUGGAAUUGAAAACCGAGAAGCUGAUUGAAAUUGCAGAGUCUAUACAAGAACUGUUUGUGGGAGAAGAUAAAAACACAUAUUAUAUACCAUACAGUUCCAAAAGGGACAGUCUAAGGAAACAACCAGCCCGAGGAAAAUUGUGGUAUAGGUACCUCAACAUAAAAGCUCAACUGAGGUUGAUAAACAAAGAAAAAAUAUCAACUCCAGAAGUGGAGUCUGAAUCAUUCACAGUUGAAGAACAACAGUGCUUGGUAUUCCUGAAAACGCAUUCUGAACCUUACCAUGACUUGUUGAUAAAUUGGGAAGCCACAUUUGACAUAAGAAAAUCCAUUUAUUCUGAGUGUGAAAUUCAAACCCUGUUCAACGAUAUUAAAUGUUCAGAUAAGGAUUAUUUUCUAAAUUUGCUCGAAACUGAUUUCAAUAGGGAUAACCCAGGAAGAGUGGAUAUCAUUUAUUCUCAGUGGCCUAAGGUUUUUCCAGCAAUUUUAAGGGAGUUAGAAAUUAGAAGAAUAGCGGUAGCUAAGGAAUUCAACUCCCAUGAACUAGAUCCACAGACACAAGCGUUCAGUCAUCUGGCCUAUUUGUUUUCCCCAUCUAAUAUUAAGGGAAAAAACUUCCACUGGAGGCCAUCCAGAACAGAGGUGCAAGAUAGCAUUUUUUGUGUUGUGAAGGAUGAUGAAGAAUUAGAGGAGCGGAUUAAAAGAAGGAAAUUGUUUUUAGAUAAGGGUGACCUUCCCUUACAGCCCUUUGCUUAUGCUGUUGUUGUGUUGGAGGAGAUUACAUUCUUCAUCCAUUGUUAUGGCAAAAAAUACAAAAUUGAUGUUCAGAAUUGUACUCGUUGCAUAGAGCUUCUUUAUAAACUAUACCAGACAUUAAAUCUUGAAUAUCCUCCAGAAGGAAAGAGCGUUUGGAACUUGGUGCAGGAGUUGGUGUUUGAUACUCCUUGUAAGGAGAAAAACUCAAGCACAUCUAGUGUAUUAUCUGAUAUUAAACAUCAUUUAAUCAGUUUCAUCAGGGAAACCGAAAUAUCUAUUAAAAGAGAUCCUAAAAAAUUCUGGAAUUUUGUGAAUGCCAGAAAAAGGGAUAAUUGUUUACCCAAUGUUAUGUUGUACGAGGGCGACGAAUGUCGUAAUGAGAGCGAGAUAGUUGAUGCUUUCGCAAGAUUUUUCCAAUCUACUUAUAAACAGCAUAACGACAUCAUCUCCUGCGACGCCACUGAUGCAUUUCGUGAUAAGGAUAACACGAUGUUGAACAGGUGUUGCGCGGUAUCGAAUCUCUUGACGUAA
Molecule: messenger RNA, 2396 nt
Organism: Coccinella septempunctata (seven-spotted ladybird)
Lineage: Eukaryota; Metazoa; Arthropoda; Insecta; Coleoptera; Coccinellidae
Exons: 9
Coding region: 501-2396 (631 amino acids)
Source: RefSeq, a predicted model, not a curated record